CAUACUUCUCCGGGCUCUAUAUCAAAGUCCGUGUACGGCUUCCAAGACCAUUGAGAAUUUCGUCGGACGUGCGGAAGAAUGUAAGGUAUUGAGAUUGAACGGAACUGUGACAACACUUUGGGUGUUAUUUAUUAUGGACUAACUUGUACUUGUAAGACAAUUGAUAGUUUGGUGGUCGGAAACGCACUUGAUGCCUUGUCCCAAAUAGUGCUUGGUAGUUUUAUAUUCGGAGACUAUCUUGGCGGGUGGCCUGUCUUUACCUGUGUAACAUUUUCUUGACUGUUUUACCUGUAACAAUGACUGACGGAACGUUCCAUCGGGCAGCGAGGGAUGGAUACCUGGACCCCCUCCGCCGGGCCACAAGAAAGGACUUGAACACGACGGACGAGGAUGGCAUGACCCCCACCAUGUGGGCGGCGUCAUACGGCAACAUACCUGCCCUUAGGUUGAUAGUUGGCCGAGGGGGUGACCCCGACAAGAUGGAUUUGAUGGGCUAUUCAUCACUUCACCAUGCAUGUAAGAGUGGUCACAUCAAUGCUGCCUCCUUCCUCGUCAACUACGGCGCUAACAUAUGGGCCAUGGACAACGACUACAAGACGGCUCAGGACAUAGCAGCUCUAUGGGACAAAACGGAAAUUGUUAAGUUACUGGACGACGCUAAAGCCCAACAACAAUCUCUUAAUCCUAGCAUUGUCAAAAAACUCAGCGCCAAAGCCUUCGAAGACGCGGACAGAAACGUAAAGCGGCAAGAAAAACGUAACAAGGAAGCGCAGAAAAUCGCUGAAAAGGAGGAUUUAAAACGAUUACAGCAUACCGAUCCUGAUUUCAGACCUCCAACAAAAAUGAAUGUGUUUAAGACUUUGACAAUGAAGUUCAAGUCAAAUAAUCGGAACUACACAGGAAAUGGUCAAAGAAGUGUGCAGACAUUUUCUGACAUAGCUAUCGGGACAAAGUCAAGAGGAACGAAAAAGAAAAUAUUACAAAAACAAAUGAAUGGUUUUGAUACGCAAUCAGUGAUGGAUUUUAAAACUAGCGAGUUUGACGGUGAUGGGAAUAGAACCCUGAGGUCUAUGAAAGGUACAAAUGGCUUCCGAAAGAAUUCGGAUGUUAUGUAUCUCACAAAUAAAGACUCCGAAAGUAGUACAACUGCCUCUGGAAGCAGGCCAGCUUUGACAAAUGUGUUUACUCUUCCAAAACAAAACAAGUGGAAAAGCGAGUCUGAUCUAUUUGACUCAGGUACCGGGUCCAUCGAUUCGACACACGGUAACGAAGACGAGGCUGACACUCCUGGAAUGUUUAAGAACGCUCUGGGGACGUUGUCGUUUCUACACACACGUCAAGGUCUAACUGGAACCCUCAACGGGUUUUCAAAAGCGUCUUCAUACGACUACCUGGAUGAAAUUGAUGACGACAUUGAUAACCCAGAAAAGGGAAGUAACCGGAACAGCACAGGGUCCGACAGUAUCGGUACUACAACGAGUUUAGAGGAACGUCUUCAAGGCCCGGUACCCUGGAAGGACGAGGACGACAUUCUCAGUGAUGACGACGAAGACCAAUCCGAGUUUUCUCCCUUAGUUCGGUUCUUAGAAUCUUGUGGACUCAGUAACUAUACGCACAUUUUUACGAACGAGGACACGGACUUGGAGGCAUUAAUGCUAUUAACUGACGAGGACUUCACAAGGUUAGGCCUUCGGCUUGGGCCUCAGAGAAAACUUAAAGAAGCAAUUAAAAAGAGAAAACAAGCACUUGACAGUCCUACAGCUUUGCUGGACACUCAUCUUUGAACAUUCGGGUUCGACUUCCCUUUGUGCUAGGGGUUAAGCUCCGUAGGAAUAAGUGCUUGUGAUCAAUGCAUUGCCUUGUGUAAAAGAACAUAAAAUACCAACGGUUUUAACCAUUACUAAUCGGAUUUGAUAACACGCAACAAUAUAUGUUGUUCUAUCUUUGCCAAUUAAUGACGGACUGUAUUUCAUGAAACUAUUUGAGCAUCAGUAUUAUUAAAUAGUAAUGCUCGCUCUUUACUAAUGAUAAAAAAAUCGAAGGAGAGAAGUUACGAAAGAGCAUAUAUGUGAUGACCCUGUACAUUAUUUUGAAGAUACUACUUAUGCAAGUUUAUCAUUCUGCCGAAUAUAAAAAUGCUAGUGUUUAUGGUGGUAUGACUGCAUGUUAUUGUCUAGGACAAGUCUACACACUAAUACAAUGUAAAUAAGUGUAUGUACAGUAUAUUUAUAUUCAGACAUCUGUUACUCAGAAGGACGCAUACGAUUUCAAAUAUCACUCAUUGAUUUCUUUAUUGGUACCAAUCUCACCGCAACGCUUUUAUGCUGCAAUGAUACGGCAUGUGUGCUGCUUUUAACUCAAAAAUAUAUAGAUGCAACCGCUCGUGAGGUCUGAAUUUAAGCAUAACUCAAGCGUUUAAUAUAUAUAUAGUAAUUGAACGGCGUUUUUUAAAUUUUCAUGCCGGUAUAAACGCAAAACGGUUACAUCCAUAUUGCAUGAAGCCCGCAAUGUUUUAUCCGAAGCGAAGACUCACAUUGACUAAGGUUAAUGUAUGACGUCAUAAUUAAAUCACGUGUCACGUCAUGUGGGGGUUUCUGCUUUCAUACUUCAAUGAAAUGCAUUUCUGCUGGUAGUGUUCAUAUAGUGGGUUGCAGCGCAAAUGUAAAUAAUACACGUGUGUGUAUCUUGUUCUGAGACUCCAAAAACAUAGAAAGCAGUGCAUUCAUUAGAAUUACAAUUCAUAUCAUAUCAGUCCUGUCACUGUUAUUUAACUAUAUCACAAUUGUAUACAUUUGUAUAUUUCCUGUUAUUCAAUUAACAGAGUUUGUAUAUAAUGUAUUGUCUGAAAGCUGACCAUAUGCAACUAUCUAUACAACAUUUAUAGCAUCGCAGUAAAGUAGCUACCAUUUAGUUUGGAAUAGACGAGAAGCCUCAUGCUCCGUUAGCCCAAGUUUCAAACUAGUUUUCUUUAUGUAUGUUUGAAUAGAUAUUACUAGUUUCGUUAUUAUUUUAUUUUUUGGGUUAUAAUAGCAACUUUUUACGCAUAGAGGUUCAGUUUUAAAUAAAUUUCAUUAUUUAUCAAGCAUUUUGCCAUGAAAUUGACCGUUUAUUUAAAUCAGUAAGAUUAAGAGAAUCUAUUCAAAACGAUUUUACAGCUAGCAUUAAUCUAUAAUCUGAACAUACGGCGUUUCUAGUAAAGCUGCCAGAGCCAAAGGGAAGCAACUCUCAUAUUGUUUCCAGAAUGUCUAACAGCGUUAUGAAUCGUUCAUAUAUUCAAUCAAUGUUAUGGUUUACUUACUAUCUUUAUCAUUUACCUCAUCUGAAUCAUAUGUGUGGGAUUUCAUAAAUGAUUUUAAUGGAUUACAAUUGCUCUAUUUUUAUGAAUAAAUUGAC
Mizuhopecten yessoensis (Yesso scallop) is the source of this 3393-nucleotide messenger RNA. Its product is annotated as Usher syndrome type-1G protein-like. The record is from RefSeq and is a predicted model, not a curated record. Bases 297 to 1784 code for a protein of 495 amino acids. Lineage: Eukaryota; Metazoa; Mollusca; Bivalvia; Pectinida; Pectinidae. The transcript has 2 exons. Gene Ontology annotation, molecular function: protein binding.